CAACGACGUUUGUUUGCCGAUCGUGACGAGGAAACACCAUGCACCACUCAGCUCCACAAUCUACGUUUCACGAUUGACCACUGACCACCCUCUCCACUCUUCCGCCCGCCGCCAUGUCCACCGACACCGCACACCGCGAUUCCUCCUCCUCCGCUCCCUCUGACCCUCCUCGCCCUCCGACACAUGCUCCUAAUAAUUUCAACCGUCUCUCCAAUCCGCUUCUCUCUACGCUUUCCUACUUCGCCGAGCCCGUCCGAUACACCACCUCAUCUCUCUUCCGCAGGAUCAGCGAGGACGAAGCCCCCACUCCGCUGGCCAAAGCUCUCAGCGCAAAUUACAACGGCUCCAUGACUGAUCCCACGACCGGUGUCUACCACCCGCCACAGCAACCCAUUCGCAAGCGAUCGCCCUUUCAACCUCCGCCUCUUACUCCCUUGACAUUAGAAGGCUACAAACAUGGCACCAGCCACAAGGCGAAGCUCUUACGCAAAGCUGUAGCCGAGGAGAUCCGCUUACUGAUCCCUCCACGAUUGCAAUUGCAAGAGAAAUGGCACCUCAUAUACUCCAUUGACCAGAAUGGCAGCACACUAUCAACUGUGUACAACCUCUGCGACCCAUACCGAGGCAAGCGCGGAGGCUUCGUUGUGGUGGUGCGUGAUGCAUCAGGCGGUGUUUUCGGCGCAUACCUCUCCGACCCACCUAAACCUCAAUCUCACUACUAUGGCAAUGGCGAGUGCUUCCUCUGGCGAGCAAUGACCUUGCCCGCUCUGCCCGAUCUCAUGGAUCUCCCACCACCGCCGAGCGAAGACACGACACACGCGCAGCGCAUGACCACCAUCGGCGUGCCGAGGACAGAUAGUAGUGCAUCCCUUGCCUCACUGAAAGUGCCAGGAACAAACGGACACAAGAAUGGGACUACAACACCUGAAAGAAUACGCUUCAAAGCGUUUCCUUACACUGGCGAGAACGACUUCACCAUCUUCUGCCAGCAGGACUAUUUCAGCGUGGGCGGAGGAGAUGGACACUACGGGCUGUGGCUGGACCAAAGCUUGGGUAAUGGCGUGAGUGCGACGUGUCCCACCUUUGGCAAUGAGCCUUUGAGUGAAGAAGGGAGCAAAUUCGAUAUCAUGGGAGUCGAAAUUUGGUAUGUGGGAUCAUAGAAUACAGAACUCGAUCGGGAAGAGACGAAAACAGUUCAAAUGAGAAGAUACGGUGAAGAAAAUAUAUGCUGCAAUACCAAAGGCAUGGCGAGGCGUUUUGCUGGGAUCGCAGGUGGCGUUUUGAUGUGCGUGAUGAAUAGAAGAUACCCAGGAUCAAAAUGAAAUGAUUGGCUAUUGCUUGGACAUGAAUAUCAAGCAUGCGAUUGCAUCAAAGUUCCAGAAUCAGGACUGGCUGCUCAAGUGAAUGUGGUAGGGGUUUGAGU
Cercospora beticola is the source of this 1423-nucleotide messenger RNA. It is a transcript of the gene OXR1, whose product is annotated as Oxr1p. NCBI's taxonomy places the organism in Eukaryota, Fungi, Ascomycota, Dothideomycetes, Mycosphaerellales, Mycosphaerellaceae. Gene Ontology annotation, biological process: response to oxidative stress. The record is from RefSeq and is a predicted model, not a curated record. Gene Ontology annotation, cellular component: nucleus.